AUUAACUCAAAACACCUGCCAAGGUUUCCUGAGUCUUUAAACGGUCCCUCAUUCUGGUUCACAGGCUGCACAAUCAUGGAGAAGACUGCUGACUAGAUAGAUGUCCAGAAGACAGUCAUCGACACCCUCCACAAGGAAGCUUUGAUACAUGACGCAAACGGAAACACCAAGCCGGGGCAGCGUGACGUCAGAAGGUUUAGCAACUCGCGCGCCGUGCGGAAGGAGCGGCGUGUGUUUCUUUAUUCAACUUUACAGCAAAGUCUUUAAAAAGGUAGUGAACAUGGCCUCAGACGACAUCACUCAGCUGGCUGAUAGUCUCUCAAAGACUCACGUUGGUGAUGGAGAGCUGAGCUUCAAAGGUCUGGGACUGAAGCUCGACAACGCAGAAUCAGUUAGGGAGCUGGUCACUAAGAUAGAUCAGUACCAGGGUCUUAGAGCUCUGCGCCUGGGAGGAAACACUGUGGGAGUGGAAGCAGCCAAAGCCAUUGCUAAAGCUCUUUGUAGCAAAGACCAGCUUCAGAGAUGCUACUGGAGUGAUAUGUUCACAGGAAGGCUGCGCUCUGAAAUCCCUACUGCUCUGAUGUCUUUAAGUGGUGCAUUAAUGAGCGCUGGUGCCAGGCUAACUGAACUGGACCUGAGUGAUAAUGCCUUCGGGCCUGACGGCGUCAAAGGAAUUGAGGAGCUGAUGAAGAGUGCCUCCUGUCACACACUGAGGGAACUGAGGCUCAACAAUUGUGGCAUGGGAAUAGGAGGAGGAAAGAUCUUGGCUGAAGCUCUAAUUGAGAGCCACAAAAAGUCAACAGCCCUUGGAUCCCCACUCAGGCUGAAAGUGUUCUUUGCAGGGCGAAACCGUUUGGAAAAUGAAGGCGCGAGUGCCCUGGCUAAGGCCUUUCAGCUUAUGGGGACUCUGGAGGAGAUACACAUGCCUCAGAAUGGAAUAAACUAUGCUGGUGUGAUUGCCUUAGCUUCAGCUAUCCGUGAGAACCCCGACUUACAAGUCCUAAACUUCAAUGACAACACCUUUACCAAGAGGGGGACACUGGCCAUGGCACAAGCUCUGAGGCUCCUCAGAAACGUCCAGGUAAUCAACUUUGGCGACUGUCUGGUCCGAUCCGAAGGAGCCAUUGCCCUCGCUGCCGUUUUGAGAGAAGGACUUCCAAUCCUUAGGGAGCUCAACUUGUCAUUUGGUGAGAUCACAGGGGGAGCAGCUCUUGUGGUCGCUCAGGCCGCCAUGGACAAACCUCACAUGGAGAAAGUGAAUCUGAAUGGCAACUGUUUGGGUGAGGACGGCUGUGAGGUCUUGAGAGAGGUUAUGGACAAUAUGGAUAAAGGAGACAUGCUGGCUUCACUUAGUGAGGAUGAAGGUGAACCAGAUGAUGAGGAAGACGAAGAUAGUGCUAAUGGUGAUAGCGAUGCCAGUGAUGAAUGUUAUGAGACUGAUGAGUGUGAGGAAAUUGUGAAAGACAAUGGAAUAACAGGAGGAGGAAGUCCUGAAAAACCUCAGAAACAAGCAGAAAUCCAGACUUUCCUAUGUAGCCCUACAGCAGAAAAGUUGAGUCAUAUGAAGAUGAACCUUCAGGAACAGGUUAAUGCAGCUGAACCAAACCAAGCUGCAGACAUCUUUUUGAAGAUUGGCUCCCUGUACAGCGAGGACACUGAGGCCAAAUUAGCUGUUUUUGAAAUGACUGAUGAAGUUUUGAAGAAGGUUCUCUCUGCUUCAGCUCUUCAGUCAUACUGCUUCCUCACCAGCCUGUUGGUCCUGAUGGGAGUCCUAAAGGGAGAGAGAAAAGUUAAGAAGAUGUCACUGGUCCCAGGUCAGCUGUUAUGUUUGGAGCAUGCUGUCCAGCAGGAAUAUUUCUCUCAGGACCAUGUCUCUCUGCUUCACACUCUGCUGUCCAGAAACGGUGAUGCUCUGAAGUCAUGCAGCGCUGCCAGAGAGAGGCUGUGCUCUGCUCUGGAGAACAAAUGGCACAAAUUCCACUGAUUAACUAAAGCCAGUAUAAAAACAGGGACAUAGACACACACUUUAUUUUUCCAUAUUUGAAACCAACAGGGAUACCUUCUACUUGAACUAAGGGACAAGUAAAGCCACUAUUUAUACCUUCUGAUUUGUAUAUUUUAUAAAACAUGACUGUCUAUGAUGUCUUAAUCUCUAUUUUUCUACUUUGGUUGUGAUGUAUAUUUUUAUAGAAAAUGUCCAAAUAUUAAAAAUGUUAACCUACAAAUGAAUGUUAAAACAGCACAUUCGAACGUAAGGUAGAACUAUCACGACAUGAUGUCAAGUAGGCUCAUAGUUUAGAAAACAAAUGCAAAACUAGGAUCCAGAAUCACUUUUAUCUUACUGUAAUAACAUUUUUAUAUGACUUUGUGCUGCAGAUGCGUAGUACCCUGUCUUACCUCCUAUGUGUAUGGGUUGGUGAUCAGAUGGAGCCCUUCUGUGAAAAGGGAAUAGAAUGUAAUGUUAUUUACCGUUUUGUAUAACAGAAAGCCAUAAACGUUUUUUUGAGUCUGGAUCGUCUUUGCUUACUUGGAGUUCAUUAAUACUGAAUAUUCUCUUAAAUAAACCUAAAUUGGAACAAACCUGAA
Molecule: messenger RNA, 2586 nt
Organism: Girardinichthys multiradiatus
Lineage: Eukaryota; Metazoa; Chordata; Actinopteri; Cyprinodontiformes; Goodeidae
Gene: rangap1b
Product: Ran GTPase activating protein 1b
Exons: 17
Coding region: 149-1984 (611 amino acids)
Biological process (GO): activation of GTPase activity; nucleocytoplasmic transport; signal transduction
Cellular component (GO): perinuclear region of cytoplasm; nucleus; cytosol
Molecular function (GO): small GTPase binding; GTPase activator activity
Source: RefSeq, a predicted model, not a curated record